CUGUACUCGCAACAGUGCAGCAUUAUUGAAAAGCGAGUAAGCACGUGGAUAUUAUUAUAAAAGAAGGUAUUCCUGUACAAAAUGUCUCACUCGCCGAUUGAAAUAUACGAACAACGAGCUGCAGCUGCGGAAGAAGAGAUUGAAGUUUUAAAAAAGGAACUUCGCUCCUUGUAUCAGCUUGUUAAAAGUGGUGAUUUCAAGGUAAACGAUUCAACUGAAAGCGAUUCAAUCGUCAGUCAAGCUGAACUGGAUAAAGUUAAGAAGGAAAACGAGAAGCUUAAAAUGCGAAUUGAAAUUCUAAAAAAAGAAAUAUUUUAUUUAUAGACUUUAGAAGAACGCAAAUCCAAACAUCUCGCUGUAAGUACGAACAUGUCUGAAUCAGGUCAUAUGGUCAGUAUCUAUGACACCUUGUACACCCUUUUUGAAAAAGCAAUCAUUGAAGCAUAUCCAGAUCUUACUGACCCGCCAGUUGUCAUAUCGUCCAGUAAUAAUCCUAAAUUUGGAGAUUAUCAGUGCAAUAGUGCUUUGCCUCUUUGUAAGCUGCUUGGUUCUGCCUCACAAGGAAAGAAAGUAUCACCUCGUGAAAUUGCUGACAAAAUAAUUUUAAAAGUUGCUUCUUCUCCAUUGGUUGAAAAAUUAGAAGUUGCUGGAGCUGGAUUCAUAAAUAUUUAUCUCAAACGUGAAUUUGGACAAGCCAUACUUGCAAAUAUAUUAAAACAUGGAAAAGUUUUAUCUCCCCCUGUAGUUCAAAAACGACGAAUCCUGGUGGAUUUUUCCAGUCCUAAUGUUGCAAAAGAAAUGCAUGUUGGUCAUUUGAGGUCUACCAUUAUUGGAGACAGUAUUGCACGUUUAUUGGAAUUCUUAGGUCAUGAUGUUCUUAGGAUCAAUCACAUUGGAGAUUGGGGAACACAAUUUGGAAUGCUAAUUGCUCACCUUGAGGAUAAAUUUCCCAAUUACACCACAGAAUCUCCACCUAUUUCUGACCUUCAGAGUUUUUAUAAAGAAUCGAAGGUUCGAUUUGAUGAGGAUGAAGAGUUCAAGAAAAGAGCCUAUGCGUGCGUAGUAAAACUACAAGCACAUGAACCUAAAUAUAUACAGGCUUGGAAACUAAUCUGUGAUGUUUCAAGGAAAGAAUUUCAAAGUAUUUACAAUCGACUUGACAUCAAGUUGAUCGAGAGGGGUGAAUCGUUUUACCACUCCCGUAUGAAGGAUAUCGUGAAAGAGCUCGAGGAGAAAAAUUUUUUAGAGGAAGAUGAGGGCCGUAAGAUUAUGUGGGGCGAAAAUAGAGAGGGAAUUCCGCUAACAAUCGUCAAAAGGGACGGUGGAUUUACAUACGAUACUUCGGAUAUGGCAGCGAUCAAGCACCGAAUUGUGGAAGAGAAAGCAGAAUGGGUAAUAUAUGUUGUGGAUGCGGGCCAAGCCACUCACUUCCAAAUCAUGGAAAGUUGCGCCAGGCGAGCGAGGAUAGUUUUGAGCUGCCACAACAUUGACUUUGUUGGCUUUGGUGUUGUCCUUGGCGAGGACAAGAAGAAAUUCAAAACCAGGUCCGGCGACACGGUAAAACUCAGCCAGUUACUGGAUGAAGGAUUGAAAAGGGCAGAACAAAAGCUGAUGGAGAAAGAGCGCGACAAGGUGCUCACGAAGGAGGAAUUCAACAAGGCCAAGGAGUCGAUAGCUUACGGCUGUAUAAAGUACGCCGAUCUCUGCCACAAUCGAAACCACGAUUACGUGUUCUCGUUCGACAAGAUGACGGAGGACAAGGGUAACACGGCUGUCUACUUGCUCUACGCGCUCACGAGGAUCCGCUCGAUUGCGCGAACAGCUAACGUGAGUCGUGAAGAGAUGCAGGAGGCUAUCGGCAAGACGCCCAUCUCCCUCGAACACGAGAAGGAGUGGAAGCUUGCCAAGGUCCUGCUCAAGUUCCCCGACGUUAUCCUCAAGAUUACAAAAGAUUUGUGUUUGCACACACUGUGCGAGCUUUGCUAUGAGAUCGCCUGCGCCUUUACGGAGUUCUACGAUAAUUGCUACUGUGUGGAGAAAAAUCAGACCGGCGAAAUCGUUAAGGUGAACAUGGGUCGUAUUCUGUUGACGGAGGUGACCGCUAUGAUGCUGGAACAGUGCUUUGCUCUUUUGGGCUUGAAACCCGUGGAAAAGAUGUAAUGGGGGAGCGAGAUGUGUGGAGGAGACAUCACUUAACAGACUCAAAAAACUUUAAUUGUGAAACUAAAAAAAUUAAAAAUGUUUACAUGUAACAAACUUUUUUCGAGGAAUAAAUAUUUAUUUCGCUUA
Nasonia vitripennis (jewel wasp) is the source of this 2289-nucleotide messenger RNA. It is a transcript of the gene ArgRS, whose product is annotated as probable arginine--tRNA ligase, cytoplasmic. Gene Ontology annotation, biological process: arginyl-tRNA aminoacylation. NCBI's taxonomy places the organism in Eukaryota, Metazoa, Arthropoda, Insecta, Hymenoptera, Pteromalidae. The transcript is spliced from 8 exons. Gene Ontology annotation, cellular component: cytoplasm. Gene Ontology annotation, molecular function: arginine-tRNA ligase activity; ATP binding. The record is from RefSeq and is a predicted model, not a curated record. The coding region runs from base 370 to 2160 and encodes 596 amino acids.